AUGGCGACCCUGCAGAGCCCGUCGAUUUUGCUCCAGCCUAUUGACAAGUGGACUCCAAAUCAUCUCAACUUUCUACAGGUGGACGACGGCCAACCUUUCAUAUUCCUGAGUGAUAUCACAGUAGAAACCGAUCAAGCCGACAAUGAAUUCCUAGAAUGCCUUUUGAUCCCCACUCAAGAUGUGCUCAACUUCCUCCACUGCCGUUCCAGAAAUCGAACAAAUCCUUUCCGUCGGGUUUUCAGCCAUCUCCAUCGAGUUCUCGAAGUCGCGGACGAUCCUCCCGUACAGAUCGGUCUUAUUGAGUCUCUUGUGGACGUGCUGUUGAGUUUCAGCCCCAGGCGGACUGGACUAGUCACAAAAAGGGCCGAACCUCUGAAAAUUGGAGGCCUACGAAUUAAGUGCGAUGGACUUUUCAUACAAGACCAGUGGACUCUCGUCCCGGUCGCGACAUUCUUGGCUUUAAGGGGGUCUGAUGACGACAAGAUUCGUGAAAUUCAACAAAUCCUUGCCCAAGCAAUUCUUGCGUUCACUCAACGACCCGAAAUGGAUGACUUUAUCAGCUUUGUGGUGUGCUCGACCGGAGCGGCGUUGCACUUGGCUAGUGCCCGCAUCACCCGAGGCUACAUCGAAUCUCUUCGCAAACAUCAACGACCGAGCCUACGUUUACAAGUCUGUCGCUCCACAAUCUACGAUCUGAAGAUUCCGGAUGGUAGGAAGGACGUAGCGAUGCUUCUGCUGAGGAUGCUGAAAUACUUGGACGAGAGAAAACUGCCAUAA
Molecule: messenger RNA, 777 nt
Organism: Fonsecaea nubica
Lineage: Eukaryota; Fungi; Ascomycota; Eurotiomycetes; Chaetothyriales; Herpotrichiellaceae
Exons: 4
Coding region: 1-777 (258 amino acids)
Source: RefSeq, a predicted model, not a curated record